Molecule: messenger RNA, 1466 nt
Organism: Lethenteron reissneri (Far Eastern brook lamprey)
Lineage: Eukaryota; Metazoa; Chordata; Hyperoartia; Petromyzontiformes; Petromyzontidae
Gene: DYNLRB1
Product: dynein light chain roadblock-type 1
Source: RefSeq, a predicted model, not a curated record
AUGGGGAGACUCGUCUCACUGGUGUUGCGCGUGCAGUGUAGGGAAUGUAAUCUAUUCGCCCGAACGCUUCGCGUAGCAACCAAGGGAGUGGUUUGUUUCGUCCUCGGUUGUUCGUGUGACAAGGCAACAAUGUCUGAGGUGGAGGAGACUCUGAAGAGGAUUCAGACCCACAAGGGGGUGAUUGGAACCAUCGUGGUGAACGCUGAGGGCAUUCCGAUCCGCACGACGCUGGACAACUCGACGACGGUGCAGUACGCAGGCCUCAUCCACCAGCUGACGAUGAAGGCGCGCAGCACGGUGCGCGACAUCGACCCGCAGAAUGACCUCACCUUCCUGCGCGUGCGCUCCAAGAAGCACGAGAUCAUGGUGGCGCCCGACAAGGAGUACCUGCUGAUCGUCAUCCAGAACCCGAGCGAGUGACAUGGCUGUGUGAUUUCUGUGUGCACAUCACCCACCACGGGGUCGAGCUCCAGCAGAAUCCAGUCCAGCUCUUCAGUCCAGAGUUCACCUCCAAAUACUCUGUCUUGGGGUUUUACAACAACAUAUGCCUGUGUCAUCCCUAUGGUUGUGGUUAAUUCCACUUAUAUAGCGUGUAUUAAAAAAUAUUAAUUUUAUUUACAAGUUUUUCUUUUAUUUUGUUGGGCACUAAAUUUUUUGACAAAAUACAUUUAUAUAUGUUCAUUAAGAAAAUGUUUUAAAACUGCACAUGGUUCUGAUCUAGAAAUGAGUGAACAUCAAUAAAUUGAGCGUGCAGGGUCAACUGAAAAAAAAUGCAACAAAACCCUUUGUUUCAAAAUGCUAUUUGAAGGCAAUCGUUGACUGAUAUUUUUUCAUUAACUACUUGGCGUUUAUUAAAGCUGGCUUUUACAUCAGCAUUAAACCUUUAUUUGUGCCCAGAGUGAUUGGUCUGAGUUGAUCCUUAACCAACCUAAUUGUAAGCUACGUUUUCUCCCACAGCAUCACCCAACCGGCUACAGCUAAUUUAUUUCACACACUACUUUUGACUAACCACCUUCAUAUUAAUGAAAUGAUUGAUACUCUUACUACACUCCUCAUACAUAGUAUGAUUUAGUGCAUAAUGUGCCACUGUAAAUCAUCAAAACAUCUUUCGAGCUGUUCCCAGUAACCAUCUAAUGUUCAAUCAUUGGUCCCAGUUUCCCCAUUCGCUGAGUAAUAACACUCUUUGGAAUUAUAAGGGUGGUAUUCCGAAUUGUGGGGUCUAAAAGAAUCUACAGCCAGUGGCUGGCAAUGACUUUUCUGCUUCUACUGUUGGUCUGCUCCCUGAUUUUUCUUAAAACAGGUCUGACUUGGGCUGCUGUCUCUCAUCUUCGGUUACAUUGUAUUUCAGGCUUUUACCUUGCACUGUUGGCAUGUUAGAUUUGCGUUACCAAAACUCGCAGUAAUUCACUGAAUGUCCUUAUUUCUGUUUCAUUGAUGCUGUAAUAAAAAUGUCCGUCAUAACGUGA